Molecule: messenger RNA, 2621 nt
Organism: Penicillium samsonianum
Lineage: Eukaryota; Fungi; Ascomycota; Eurotiomycetes; Eurotiales; Aspergillaceae
Gene: trpB
Product: tryptophan synthase TRP5
Exons: 3
Coding region: 171-2342 (723 amino acids)
Biological process (GO): L-tryptophan biosynthetic process
Cellular component (GO): cytoplasm
Molecular function (GO): tryptophan synthase activity
Source: RefSeq, a predicted model, not a curated record
UUUGCUUCUUUAUAACACAUCAUCUUAUCCCAUUCCUAACUUUACAAUUCACGUGUGACUUAUCCCAACUCUGGGCAUAUAUAUAGGGACUGUUUGACCUCCAUUGGCCUCUUCCCUUUCUUCUUAUCACCACACUCCUUUGCCCCGCCACUUGCACAUCGUCUUUCAUUAUGGAAGCUAUCAAGCAGACCUUCGCGAAGUGCAAAGCGCAGAAGCGCGCGGCCCUUGUGGCCUACAUUACCGCAGGAUACCCCACCUUGGAGGAGGCUGUUGAUAUCCUCCUUGGCCUCGAGAACGGCGGUGCCGAUAUCAUCGAGCUUGGCAUUCCCUUCACAGACCCCAUCGCGGAUGGCCCCACCAUUCAGACCGCUAACACAAAGGCCCUUGAGAAUGGUGUCACCCUCACUACUGUUCUCGAGCUUGUCCGCACUGCCCGCCGCCGUGGUCUGCGGACCCCUCUGAUGCUCAUGGGUUACUUCAACCCUGUCCUCAAGUAUGGCGAGGAGCGUAUGCUCCGUGACUGCAAGGAGGCUGGUGUCAAUGGUUUCAUCAUGGUUGACUUGCCCCCGGAGGAGGCUGUCCGUUUCCGUGACCUCUGCUCUAGCGCUGGUCUCUCAUACGUUCCCCUCAUCGCCCCUGCCACCUCCGAUGCUCGCAUGCGUCUCCUCUGCAAGAUCGCAGACAGCUUUAUCUAUGUGGUUUCCCGCAUGGGUGUGACCGGUGCUACCGGCUCAUUGAGCGCAAACAUCCCCGAACUCCUGCACCGCGUCCACGAAUACUCCGGCAACGUCCCUGCUGCAUUGGGAUUCGGUGUCAGCACCCGUGAGCACUUCCUGUCCGUCCAGGAGCAGGCUGAGGGUGUUGUCAUUGGCAGCCAGAUUAUCACUGUUGUUGGCAAGGCCCCUGCUGGGCAGGCUGCCAAGGCUGCCGAGGAGUACCUCUCCAGCAUUACCGGACGCAAGCGUGAGCGUGAUGCUACCGGUGCUUUCACUCGCGAGAUCAAUGUACUCGAGGCCAUUGAGAAGGCCCAGCCUUCUACUCAGGUCCAGGCCACCAAAGUCAUCACCGACGCCGAUACCCCCGCCGGACCUGGUCUUGCUGACCAGAUCGAGGCCCUCAACGUCACAAAGGACGCAUCUUCUCAGCCCUCGCGCUUCGGCGAGUUCGGCGGACAGUAUGUCCCCGAGUCCCUUAUGGAUUGCUUGGGCGAGCUCGAGCGUGGCUUUGACGUCGCCAACAACGACCCCAAGUUCUGGGAAGAAUUCCGCUCGUACUACCCUUACAUGGGCCGCCCCAGCAGCCUUCACAUGGCCCAGCGUUUGACUGACCACGUUGGCGGUGCCAACAUUUGGUUGAAGCGUGAGGAUCUGAACCACACCGGUAGCCACAAGAUCAACAAUGCUCUUGGACAGAUUUUGAUUGCCCGUCGCCUGGGCAAGACCCGCAUCAUUGCCGAGACCGGUGCUGGUCAGCACGGUGUUGCUACCGCCACAGUUUGCGCCAAGUUUGGUAUGGCUUGUACCGUUUUCAUGGGUGCCGAGGAUGUGCGUCGCCAGGGUCUCAACGUCUUCCGUAUGAAGCUCCUUGGCGCUUCCGUCAUUGCUGUCGAGGCUGGAAGCCGCACCCUUCGCGAUGCCGUCAAUGAGGCUCUCCGCGCCUGGGUCGUCGAGCUCGACACUACUCACUACAUCAUCGGGUCCGCUAUUGGUCCUCACCCAUUCCCCACUAUCGUCCGUACCUUCCAGUCUGUGAUCGGAAAUGAGACCAAGGAGCAGAUGCAGGCCCAGAUUGGCAAGCUCCCCGAUGCUGUCAUUGCCUGUGUUGGCGGUGGUUCCAACGCAGUCGGCAUGUUCUACCCCUUCUCCAACGACCCCAGCGUCAAGCUCAUCGGCGUCGAGGCUGCCGGCGAUGGCGUUGAUACCAACCGCCACUCUGCCACCCUCUCGGGCGGCUCCCACGGUGUCCUGCACGGCGUGCGUACCUACGUCCUGCAGAACGAGCACGGUCAAAUCUCGGAGACCCACUCGAUUUCCGCCGGUCUUGACUACCCCGGUGUCGGCCCUGAACUCAGCAACUGGAAAGAUUCCAACCGCGCUACUUUCAUCUCCGCCGAUGAUAGCCAGGCUCUCGCUGGCUUCCGUGCUCUCGCCCAACACGAGGGUAUCAUCCCCGCCCUGGAGUCCUCGCACGCCGUCUGGGGUGUGAUGCAACUCGCUAAGACAAUGGGGAAGGGCCAGGACAUCGUUCUCAACCUGAGUGGUCGCGGUGACAAGGAUGUGCAACAGGUCGCCGACGAGCUUCCCCGAUUGGGCCCCAAGAUCGGAUGGGAUCUGCGCUUCUAAGCGCUUUCCUUUGUUUCUAAGUGCUUUUUUGCAUGUGGAUGAAACAUCCUCACUGUUCCAUAUUUCUUUUUUUUCGGUCCUCUGUCUCGCCAGAGAGUUUCAUGAUUCCUUGAUGCUUUUAUGCUCUACAUUGCGGGAUGGUCAUGAAAAGCGUUUUUUUCUAGCUGGCUUUUUUCAUUCUUUUGGGGAUUUAUGCUUUUUGGAUAAAAGUAAAGGAAUACAAAAAAAUACAUUGAUAUCCCCUUUUCGGUCUUGUUUUUCUUCAUUUUUCUCCAGGGC